Malassezia japonica is the source of this 4371-nucleotide messenger RNA. RefSeq names its product L-2-aminoadipate reductase (gene LYS2). The record is from RefSeq and is a predicted model, not a curated record. NCBI's taxonomy places the organism in Eukaryota, Fungi, Basidiomycota, Malasseziomycetes, Malasseziales, Malasseziaceae. The transcript has a single exon. Gene Ontology annotation, biological process: L-lysine biosynthetic process. The coding region runs from base 1 to 4371 and encodes 1456 amino acids. Gene Ontology annotation, molecular function: phosphopantetheine binding; L-aminoadipate-semialdehyde dehydrogenase [NAD(P)+] activity.
AUGCCGGCCCCAGGCGCAGAUAUGGCUGCGAAGCUUGACUUUUGGUCACAGCAGCUGCGGAAUCUUCCGCGGCUUGCGCUGCCAACCGACUACCCCCGCCCGGCGAAGCAGAGUGUCGUGCACGCGAUGAAGUCAGCCGUGCUCCCGGCGCAGGUGACCAAGGCGCUCGCGCGUCUCGCGCUGUACGAGGACGAGGCGCAGCAGGACGCCGCGUCGCGAUUCCAGGAAGACGAGGAGGAGGCGGCGGAUGAGGGUGUGCGUACCUAUCACCUGCUCCUCACCGCGCUCGUCGUGUUGAUCCACCGCUACACCGGCGAUACGGACGUGGUGAUCGCCUCCAACGACCCCACGACCGGCGACGCGCUCGUGCUGCGUGUCAUGGUCGAGCCGGAGGACUCGUUCUGGCAGGUCGCCCGCCGCGUGCAGGCCGUCGAGACGCAGGCGGUGCGCAACAGUGUGCCGUUCGAAGACCUGGAGAAGCGCAUGGAAGAGGAGCGCCUCGCGGCCGAGGGCCCUGCGCCGGAGGGCGUGUCGAACCCCUUGUUCCGCGUGCGCUUCUUUGACGAGACCAACUCGCAGGUGCGCCGCUUUAUGCAGCGCACGAACCUCACGACGGACCUGAGUGUGUUUGUCACGCCGCCCGAGGCGCACGUCGACCCAGAGGAGGGCGCGUUGCAUGCCGAGCCGGCCGCGCCUACGCAGCAGUUCCGUGCGCCGGCGCACGCACCGGUCGCGCUGCACAUUUCCUACAAUGCUCUACUCUUUUCCGCGCAGCGCAUCCAGGGCAUCCUCGCGCAGCUCUCGUCGCUGAUCCGCGCCGCAGCACAGAACCCGCUCGCGCCCGUCGGCAAGAUUGUGUUCCGCACCGCGGCCGAGGCGGCGUUCCUGCCGGACCCGCGCCGCGACCUCGACUGGUGCGGCUACCGCGGGAGCAUCACGAGCAUUUUUGAGGACAAUGCGCGGCAGUUCCCUGACCGCCGCUGCCUCGUCGAGAGCAUUGCAUCGCAAGGUGCGCCCGCGUCGCAGCUGCGUACGGUGUCGUACGGCGAGCUGGACCGUGCAAGCAAUGUCGUGGCGCACCGUCUGCUGGCCGCUGGCGUGCAGCGCCAAGAAGUCGUGACGGUGUACGCCCACCGCGGCGUGGACCUCGUCGUGGCGGUCAUUGCGACGCUCAAGGCCGGCGCAACGUUUAGCGUGAUCGAUCCGAGCUACCCGCCGAGCCGCCAGAACAUCUACCUGCAGGUGGCGCGCCCCAGGGCGCUUGUCGUCCUUGCCAAGGCCGGCUCGAUCCAUCCCCAGGUCCGCCAGUGCAUCGAGGAGGAGCUCGAGCUGCGUGUCGAGAUUCCUGCCUUGGAGCUGCGUGCGGACGGCAGCCUGGUCGGCGGCGCGGUCGACGGCGCGGAUAUCCUCGAUACGACGCAGGACAAGGCCGCCAAGUCGACGGGCCUCGUGCUCGGCCCCGACUCGGUCGCGACGCUCUCCUUCACCUCUGGCUCGACUGGCAUUCCAAAGGGUGUGCAGGGCCGUCACUACUCGCUCACGCACUUUUUCCCGUGGAUGGGCGGCUGCUUCGGCCUCGGCCCCGGCGAUCGCUUCACGAUGCUGAGUGGUAUUGCGCACGACCCGAUCCAGCGCGACAUCUUUACGCCGCUCUUCUUUGGUGCCGAGCUGCACAUUCCGACGGCCGACGAUAUCGGCACGCCCGGUCGCCUGGCCGAGUGGAUGGCCGUGUCAGGGGCCACGGUGACGCACCUCACGCCGGCAAUGGGCCAGCUGCUCUCUGCGCAGGCCACCGCAGCGAUUCCGAGCCUGCGUAACGCGUUCUUUGUCGGUGAUAUUUUGACCAAGCGCGACUGCACGCGUCUCCAGGCGCUCGCGGCAAACGUGCGCAUUAUCAACAUGUACGGCACGACCGAGACGCAGCGUGCCGUGUCGUACUUUGCGAUUCCCCCCGCAAGCGACGACGUGGCGUUCCUCAAGACGCAGAAGGAUAUCAUGCCUGCAGGUCAGGGUAUGGUCGACGUCCAGCUCCUGGUCGUGAACCGCAACGAGCGCCACGAGACGUGCGCCGUCGGCGAGGUGGGCGAGAUCUACGUGCGCUCCGGCGGCCUCGCAGAGGGCUACCUCGGCCCGCCCGAGGUCACUGCCGAAAAGUUCCUCACCAACUGGCUCGCGCCGGACCUGGUCAUUGAAGACACGCUCAAGGGCACGCCCGAGGGCCAGUACUGGAAGGGGCCGCGCGACCGAAUGUACCGCACCGGCGACCUCGGCCGCUACCUCCCCGACGGACGCGUCGAGUGCACGGGCCGUGCAGACGACCAGAUCAAGAUCCGUGGCUUCCGUAUCGAGCUCGGCGAGAUCGACACGCACCUGUCGCGCCACGCCAACGUGCGCGAGAAUGUGACGUUUGUGCGCCGUGACAAGGACGAGGAAAAGGUCCUGGUCUCGUACUUUGUGCCGACGGACGACGUGCACGCAGAUGCCGACGACGUGAACCUGCCCGAGGAUGUCGGCAAUGUGCAGCGCGAGGUCCUGCGUGGCAUCGGCCGCUACCGCGCGCUGAUCAAGGACAUCCGCGAGUACCUCAAGCAGAAGCUGCCUGCCUACUCGGUGCCGACGCUCUUUGUGCCGCUGUCCAAGAUGCCGCUGAACCCCAACGGCAAGGUCGACAAGCCCGCGCUGCCGUUCCCGGACACGGUGCUUGCGCAGCGCCUCGCCCACGCCUCGUCCUCCGCACAGGCCGCCGCGCCGCGUAGCAACACCGAACAGACGCUGAGCAAGCUCUGGGCCGAGCUCCUCCAAGGCGUCGAGGACCCCGUGCCGCUCGACGAGUCGUUCUUUGACCUCGGCGGCCACUCGAUCCUCGCGACGCGCCUCGUGUUUGCCGUGCGCCAGGCCUUUGCCGUGCACGUCCCGCUCGGCCUCGUGUUUGACGCGCCGACGAUCCGUACGCUCGCGCAGGCCGUCGAUACGCUGCGCAACGGCGACCUCGUGCUGAGCGCGGGCCCGACGGAAGAAAAGGCCGCCGAGGUCGCGUAUGCGGACGACGCCAAGGCGCUUGAGGCCGAGCUGCCCGCCGCCUUUGGCGCGCCGGCCGCCGGCGCGGGCCGCACUGUGCUCCUGACCGGUGCGACGGGCUUCCUCGGCGCAUUUGUCUUGUACGACCUGCUGCACAACCGCAAGGACGUCGCCAAGGUGUACGUGCACACCCGUGCGCGCGACCAUGCGGCGGCCGUGCAGCGCCUGCGCGACGCGCUCUCCUCGCGUGGACUGUGGGAAGAGGCGUGGGUCGCCAACGGCCGCCUCGACGCGGUCGUCGGCGACCUCGGCGAGCCGCGUCUUGGCUUUAGCGACGCAGACUACCAGCGCAUGGAGGCCGAGGUCGAUGCGAUCGUGCACAACGGUGCGCUGGUGCACUGGGUGUACCCCUACUCGAAGCUGCGUGCGCCCAACGUCCUGUCGACCGUCGCCGCGAUGCACCUUGCGGCGUCCGGCAAGCCCAAGUCGCUCACGUUUGUCUCGUCGACCUCGGCGCUGGACACGGACUACUACGUGCGCCUCUCGGACACGAUCCAGGCGACCAACACCGAGAGCCUGCGUGGCGUGAGCGAGGACGACGACCUGCACGGCAGUGCGCACGGCCUCACGAGCGGCUAUGGCCAGUCGAAGUGGGUCGCUGAGCGCCUGGUGAUGGCGGCGGCGCAGCGUGGCCUCAAGGCCGCGAUCGUGCGCCCGGGCUACAUUGUCGGUGACUCGCACACGGCGGUGACCAACACGGACGACUUCCUCUUCCGCCUGGUCAAGGGCAGCGUCCAGCUCGGCCGCAUCCCGGACAUGGACAACACGGUGAACAUGGUGCCGGUCGACCACGUUGCGCGUGUCACGUCGCUCGCUGCGCUCGCCGCGCCGACGUUCCCGGCGUCGAGCGUGACGCACGCGCCCGUCUUCCACGUCACGUCGCACCCGAGCAUCCGGUACAACGAGUUCCUCGGCGCGCUCAAGCGCUACGGCUGGGCGGUGGAGCAGUGCGAGUACGUCGACUGGCGUGCGCAGCUCGAGAACCACGUCGUGGCGAGCGCGGGAAGCGACGCGGAGGCCAACGCGCUCUUCCCGCUGCUGCACUUUGUCCUCGACGACCUCCCGACGUCGACCAAGUCGGCAGAGCUCGACGACGCGCACACCGACGCGCUCCUCGACGCGGCGCACGAGCAGGACGUUGUGCGCGGCGUGAACGGCGACCUUCUCGGCCUGUACUUUGCCUGGCUCGUCGCCGUCGGCUUCCUCCCGCCGCCGCCUGCGCGCGGCGCGCCGCUCCCGGCGCUCCCAGAGAACGCCGCGACCCACGCGGUGGGCCGCGGCUCGGCACACUAA